CAGCUCAACUGUUUGUUAUUCGUGCACUUGUUCCUCCUGAGGCAUCCGCACUGUCUCUACCUUUUAGUGGAAGCUGUUGAGAGAUAUAACCUCUCUUGCCUGGAAAUAAAGUUGCUUUCGGUGCGCACUGCUGCCAUUUCUUCAACGCUGGGGAAUCUGUCUGAGGGUUUGUGAGUCAGCAAAGUGCUUUUCAGACACUAAUAAUAAAGCUCUGGGGAGAGUAUUUCCCCCCCGGCCUCCCAUGGCCUCCCUGCCUGCUUCUGCAGUCCAGGCAUGACCGUCACCCCUAGAAAACACUCUUCUCAGGCUGGUUCCUCCACUAACAAGGACUCAAGUAUUAGGUCCGGUCCAGUGCAGAUGGAUGAGGUCGUAGCCCUGCGGUUCAAGCCCUCCCCUGAGGAAUCGGUGUCACUGGCUCCCUCCUUGGAGUCCAUCAAUCUAGAAGAUUCCCAUUAUGCUCAACUGCGUGUCGACCUUGAGUGUGACGCCCAGAACCUGGAGGCGGAGUCGUGGAGUGUGGCUGUGGACCAGAACUACCUGAAGGCCCUGAACAAAGAGGCUGUUGAAAGACAGGACGUCAUCUAUGAGUUGAUCCAGACGGAGAUGCACCAUGUACGCACCUUAAAAAUCCUUCUCUAUGUCUACAUGCAUGAGUUGGGGAAGUCUUUGCUAAUAGAGGAGAACAAGCUGGAGGGGCUCUUCCUGGGGGUGGCUGAACUGCUCACCCUCCACCAGCGCUUCCUUAACUGCCUCAAAGUGCACCAAAACCAAAGUCAGGAAGGAAGCCCAAACGACUACCAGAUCACACAACUGGGGGAUAUUCUCAUCUCUCAGUUUUCAGGUGCAUGGGGAGAAGGAAUGAUCAAGUGUUACAGUGUUUUCUGCAGUCAUCACACUGAAGCCACCAGCUUUUACAAAGAGCAGCUGCAGAACAACAAGAAACUGCAAAUCCUUAAUAGGAAAAUAGGUCAGCUGCCCUUAGUGCGAAGGUUGGGAAUCCCAGAGUGUUUUCUGUUGGUGGCUCAACGCAUUACAAAAUAUCCCAUCCUGGUGGAGCGAAUCAUACAGAACACUAAAGCUGACACGGAUGAGUACAACUCUCUGGUACAGGGUUUGGAGCUGAUCAAAGAGACCAUCUCCCAGGUGAACAAUUGUGUAUGUGAAUAUGAGAAAGCUGCUCGUCUGAACGAGAUCGGCCUGCGACUGGAGCCGAAAUCUCAUGGCCGGCUGAAGGACGGCCAGCUGUUCCGCAAGGAGGAUCUGCUCAAGGAAGACAAGACGCUGCUGUAUGAAGGCAUCGUCACCUGGAAAUCUUCCAGUAGACAAAAAGACAUCCAUGCUGUGCUGCUGUCAGAUGUACUGCUCCUCUUACAAGAGAAAGAUCAGAAGCUUGUGUUUGCUGCUGUGGAUAACAAACCACCAGUGAUUUCCCUUCAAAGGCUGAUAGUUAGGGAAGUGGCUCAUGAGGACAAAGCCAUGUACCUUAUUUGUGCAUGCACCGACAGCAUGCCGGAGAUGUACGAGAUCCACACAGGCUCCAAAGAGGAAUGCAUCACAUGGAUGGGGCAGAUAAGGGAAGCUGUGAACCGCUAUCCAGAAGAGGAGCAGUACCGCAAACUGACUGCUAGACUGCAACAAUUUUAUGAUAUUCUAAAGACUAUGGAUGAUCAAAUAAUGCAAUGUCUGAUGGAUAAACAGCAGAUCUUUGCUUCUCUCUACGAGACUGUGAUGGAGCAGGAAACCCCCCACAAAGGUCUGCUGCUCCGAGGAGACGCCACUGACCUCCAGCAGGGGGAGACACUGCUCAAAGGAGCCCUCAAUGAGGUGGAAUACCUGCAGACCCUGCUCUUCUCAAAGAUAAAAGACCCAAACCUUCUUAUGGAUGAGAGUCAGAUGCAGGGGGGGCUGCUCAUGAUGGCCGAGGCCUUUGGAGUGGCCGACAGUAAUCUUGCUACAAGUACCUUGAAAACUGGAGAUGCAGCUGAGAGGCCAGGUUCCAGCGAGGGCAGUCCACACUACAGCAGUCACACCACUAGUGACCCUCAGCCUGAGGUGGUGUACCACUCUGAGAGCCUGGAACAGUCUGCUGAUGACGACACAACGAUGCCAAACUGCAAUUUAACCUCCAGUCAUAUCCCUGAGUUGUAUGACAGGGUGAUACUGCUUGCACAGAGACUGUACAGCUUACAAGCAGUCAUUGCCCAGCAGGACAGCCGGAUUGAGCUGCAGCACACUUUUCAGUCAAAGAGCAAGCAGCCCGCUCGUCAUUACAGCAGCGAACUGCUCGAGCAGGAGAAGCAGCGCAGCUUGGAGAAGCAGAAGGAAGAAGUUAUCAACAUGCACAAGAUGCAGGCCCAGUAUCGAGAGGAGCAGCAGCGCUGGGAGAAGGAUAGGGAGCGGCAGAAGGUGCAGAUCGAGACACUGGAGGCUCAGCUGCAACAGAGGGAGGAGGAGUGCCGAAAGUGGGAGGAGAAGCUCAGUCAAGAGAAGGCAGAGCUGGAGGAGCUGAAGAAAAACUAUCAGCAAGACCUGGAGAGGCUGAGGGAGUCUACAAAAUCCGUAGACAAGGACAAGGAGCGUCUAAAUCAAGAGAGGGUGCGGCUGGAGCAGCUGCAGGAGAAAAUAAAGAAGAACAUCCCAAACCCAGGAUACCCCAACUAUGAUGAUUCUUCUAAACACUGGAGUCUGGCCAGUUACCAGUCGUUCAGUGGAAGAAUAGUGAACGGGGGUGGGACCUUACCUCCAAAGAUCCAGGUCUUGCCCCCCAUCGCAGACUCCACGGAAGUUCCUCCAAAGGUUCCACUGCGCAAAGAGAGCAUGAUUCAAAAGCCAGCCAGCAAGUCCGAGCUGCCCAUCCAACUGAUCAGCACCACCAACCAGGUGCACAAGCCUGUGCCCGUGCAGCAGCAGAUCCCAGCCAAGCUGGCUGUUCAGCCCAAGGGAAAGGAGAAGGGCCACAAGCCGAAGCGUACCCACCAGAGAACUCACAGCGCAGCCAAUAUAGACGUGAACCAGGUGCUACCUAUCCGAGUGACUGGGAAAGAAGGAGGCAGUCUGAGAGCCAAAAGGAACGGAGGUCAUCAGAGCGUCUACAAGUCGGGUGCCUUCAACCCACUGGAAUCUCCCCGGAAUGUGAAACCAUCUCAGUCCUUCAGCGCACACAAGGCAAGCAGGAGCGAAGAUCCACCACCGGUGCCGCCUCCUUUUCCCAAAGAUAUUCUCAAAACAGGCAAACAGAAGGUAGUACUCCUUUAAUCCUAAACUACAGACUGGAGUUGGAAUGAGGCCUUGUCAAUCAUAAAGACCUACAUGGAAAGUUGGGAGACAUUGGACAUGAUUUCAUGAUGUCCAUGUAUGUCCAGCAUGAAGAAGGCUGUCACUGUUAUGGAAUUUUAUCACUGGAAACAAACAGCUCUCUGCAAAUUAGCUAAACUUGUUAGCUGAAGUUGUUCAAAAAAUGUAUAAAGCUCUGCCCAUUUGCCCAUUGGGAAAGAUAAUAUUUUAAAUGAACAUGUUGCAAAAACAAAAGACUUUACCAAAGACUUUUAUGGGAAGUUUUUAAAAAAAAUUAAUUUUUUAUUUUAAAUGAAAGUAGGUUAUCUUUAACAGUUUAGCACUCAUGUCCUAACUCUUAAUCUUUCUUUUUAAUUUAAGAAUUGAUCUUGACGCUGUGUAUUUGCCAAAUAACCUUUAAAUUUGUACUAUGGUCCUCAGUAUGUGUUGUAAUGAACACUUAAUUGGGUGUGUGAACUACAUUUUGACUGUAAGCUUUUUAUUUGUAAAUACUAUCAGCUGUUUUCUGCUCUUCAUGACUGGAGAAAGUGACACGACACAAUAUUAGCAGUUUUGCCUCAGACCGACAGCUUUGAAAAUAUAACAUAAGUGUCAUUUAAAUAAUGUUAUGGCAUAAUUUAACAAAUUUUCAGAUUGACCACUAUCACCUUUUUGGUUCCAUGUAAAACUUCAUGAAGGAAUAAAAAUAUGGUUGACAGCA
Micropterus salmoides (largemouth bass) is the source of this 3994-nucleotide messenger RNA. RefSeq names its product rho/rac guanine nucleotide exchange factor (GEF) 18a (gene arhgef18a). NCBI's taxonomy places the organism in Eukaryota, Metazoa, Chordata, Actinopteri, Centrarchiformes, Centrarchidae. The record is from RefSeq and is a predicted model, not a curated record. The coding region runs from base 274 to 3255 and encodes 993 amino acids. The transcript is spliced from 21 exons. Gene Ontology annotation, cellular component: plasma membrane. Gene Ontology annotation, biological process: regulation of Rho protein signal transduction. Gene Ontology annotation, molecular function: guanyl-nucleotide exchange factor activity.